Molecule: messenger RNA, 1020 nt
Organism: Eremothecium gossypii ATCC 10895
Lineage: Eukaryota; Fungi; Ascomycota; Saccharomycetes; Saccharomycetales; Saccharomycetaceae
Gene: GTR2
Product: Gtr2p
Exons: 2
Coding region: 1-1020 (339 amino acids)
Biological process (GO): cellular response to amino acid stimulus; cellular response to starvation; regulation of autophagy
Cellular component (GO): fungal-type vacuole membrane; Gtr1-Gtr2 GTPase complex; nucleus
Molecular function (GO): GTPase activity; GTP binding
Source: RefSeq, marked provisional
AUGAGUGAACUGGAUUCCAAGGCGACCAUACUGUUGAUGGGUCUCAGAAGAGGCGGCAAGUCAUCCAUCUGCAAGGUAGUGUUCCACAAUAUGCAGCCUCUGGACACGCUAUACCUAGAGUCAACGACAAACCCAACAUCCGAGCACUUUUCGACAUUGAUUGACCUAGGAGUAAUGGAGCUGCCGGGGCAACUGAACUACUUCGAGCCCAGCUACGAGUCAGAGAACCUAUUCAAGAGCGUCGGCGCACUGGUAUAUGUGAUCGACUCACAGGACGAGUACCUGAAUGCCCUGACGAAUCUAGCGAUGAUCAUCGAAUAUGCGUAUAAGGUGAACCCACGGAUCAGCUUUGAGGUGUUGAUCCACAAGGUGGACAGUCUGAGCGAAGACUUCAAGCUAGAUACGCAGCGCGACAUCAUGCAGCGUACCGGCGACGAGUUACUGGACCUGGGUCUUGAGGGUGUACAAGUUUCCUUCUAUCUGACGAGUAUUUUUGACCACUCUAUCUACGAGGCCUUCUCGCGCAUCGUACAGAAGCUGGUGCCUGAGCUGCCCUUCCUGGAGAACAUGUUGGACAAUCUUGUGCAACAUUCCAAGAUCGAGAAGUGCUUCUUGUUUGAUAUCAAUUCAAAGAUAUAUGUUGCCACAGACUCGUCGCCGGUGGACAUACAGACCUACGAGGUCUGCGCAGAGUUUGUCGAUGUGGCCAUCGACCUGCAAGACCUGUAUAAAAACCCAAACGAGGAGCACGAGAUGAAGAGUGUGUCGACGCUUGUUAACGGUGUUGUCAUAUAUCUGCGGCAGAUGAUCCGCGGGCUGGCACUAGUCGCCCUGGUACGCCCUGUGGACUCCUCGAUGUCCUCCGCGGAAUACGACACUUCGAUGGAAUCCUGUCUUACGGUCAUGGAUUACAACAUCGACAUAUUCAAGAAGGGCCUCGAACAAGUAUGGGAUCGCGCUCGGGUGGCGCGCGCAGAUGGCGAAACCGGUUCGCAGGAAAACCCACAUACUACCUUUUGA